This is a messenger RNA of Eremothecium cymbalariae DBVPG#7215, 462 nucleotides long. It is a transcript of the gene COX6, whose product is annotated as cytochrome c oxidase subunit VI. The transcript has a single exon. Gene Ontology annotation, biological process: mitochondrial electron transport, cytochrome c to oxygen. NCBI's taxonomy places the organism in Eukaryota, Fungi, Ascomycota, Saccharomycetes, Saccharomycetales, Saccharomycetaceae. Gene Ontology annotation, cellular component: mitochondrial inner membrane. The coding region runs from base 1 to 462 and encodes 153 amino acids. The record is from RefSeq and is a predicted model, not a curated record.
AUGUUGUCCAGAACCGUUUUCAAAACUGUUCCUUUGAACAGGGCCCUUUUGCAGAGAAGUGCUUUGGGUGCUAGUCGUAGUAGUCAAUAUGUUGUUCCAAGGUUAAUUUCUCAAAUUCAAUCAAUUCGUAAAUAUUCUGAUCAUCAUGAUGAGGAGACAUUUGAGGAGUUUACUGCAAGAUAUGAGAAAGAAUUUGAUGAAGCAUACGAUUUAUUUGAAGUUCAAAGAGUUCUGAACAACUGUUUUUCUUAUGAUUUGGUACCCGCUCCUGUUGUUAUUGAAAAGGCUUUGAAGGCUGCUAGAAGAGUCAAUGAUCUACCAACGGCGAUUAGAGUUUUUGAGGCUUUGAAGUACAAGGUGGAGAAUGAGGACCAAUACAAGGCUUAUUUGGAGGAAUUGGGCGAUGUAAGGAAACAGCUGGGUAUUCCAUUGAAAGAAGAGUUAUUCCAAGAGACAGCUUGA